AUGCCCGCCUCAGUGGCACCUGCCGCCGCAGGCGAGAGCGAUGCGGAAACCGCGAAGUUCGCCGUCUGGAAAGAAGCUCUUUACGAGCGGUGCAAAGAAGCAGGUCCUGGGAACGACUUGUUCUCGCAGGAGGACUUGCUGCGGCUCGAUGUGAUCCCUAACAAGGAUUUAUUGCUGCUGGCGCGAGUGGUGCAGUCGCUGAGUGAUGAUAAGCUCUUCAUUACCAUGAGAGAGGCCAGCGGACAGGUACUUUGGAAAUGGCGAGAUGCGCAAGAAGCUCACAAAUACAAGCAAUGCUCGACCGACGAACAAGUAAUGGUCUACUCUCUGAUCGACGACUCGGGCGGCGACGGUAUCUGGUCACAGACGCUCCAGAAGCGACUCAACAUGCACGACAGCGUGCUCAAGAAUGCGCUCAAGCAGCUCCAGACAAAGGGCCUCAUUGCGCCGUUCAAAAAUGUCGAACACCCCAAUAAGAAGAUGUAUAUCAAGGCGUCCAUCAGGCCGAGCGACCGCGCCACCGGUGGACCAUGGUACACGGAUCAGAAUCUCGACGAGGCCUUCAUCGAGGAGUUGCAGCGCGUCGUGUUUGAUUUUGUCAAGCGCUCCAGCGGCUAUCUCAGCACUCAUGGAGGCAGCAGAAGCCAGGUGCCCAAGAAGGGGGUUGUCAAGGGUACAGCUGCGGACAAGGGCAAGAAGCGCGACGCAAGUGAGAUGAGUAAACCGCCCGCCAAGGCAGUCAAGACUUCUGCAGGUGCGACGGCCAGACGAGAGGCGGCGCUGCUGCCUCUUCCUGCCGGGUACACGGCGUAUCCGACAGUUCGAGAUAUCGCUCGCCUCUUGUCAAGUAGUGGUAUUACGAAUAACACCAUCUUGUCGGAGGAGGAUGUCAAGAAGCUCGUGGACGUGUUGGUGUGGGAUAACCUCCUCGAGCCUAUCAAGAUUGCGGGCAGGAUGGGGUAUCGUGUCGCCCGAGUUGCAAAGCAGUCGACGGAAAGUUGGGCUGGCAGGGAAGAUCCCACGGGCAGAGAUGGCGGUCCAGAGCCGUAUAUCAGUCCGUAUACUGAAGCUCCCUGUGGAAAAUGUCCUGUUUUUGAGAUCUGCGAGGAGGGAGGACCCGUUGGGCCCAGUAACUGUGAAUACUUCAAGAGGUGGCUUGGUGCGGACUUGAUGUAG
Molecule: messenger RNA, 1176 nt
Organism: Pochonia chlamydosporia 170
Lineage: Eukaryota; Fungi; Ascomycota; Sordariomycetes; Hypocreales; Clavicipitaceae
Product: DNA-directed RNA polymerase III subunit Rpc34
Exons: 2
Coding region: 1-1176 (391 amino acids)
Biological process (GO): transcription by RNA polymerase III
Cellular component (GO): RNA polymerase III complex
Source: RefSeq, a predicted model, not a curated record